GUGUUUGGAAAUCCCAGCUGGUGCUUAGUGCUCAGACUGAAGUAGUGAAGUAACCUGCUCUAAACUGAGGCCAGAGGAACUGUCUCAAAUACAGGAAAUACGCUGAAAAGAGGAAGGAAUUUCACUUAUCUACAAGUUGAGCCCAGCGGGGGGCGCUAGCUGCAGCCAUGUUGCAUCAGACUGAGGGCUCCAGCACCCUGCAGCUGGUGGCCAGUGACAUGACGGGCAUCAUGGAGAGACUGGACACACGGGACCUCGACCUGGGAGAUGGAGAUUACGACUCCACAGACGCAGCGGAGCACCUCCCGUUCACUGCGGUGUAUCACACUGUGGGCUUUAAGGAGCCAGAGGCCAAAGUAUUUCUGACUCCGCCCAUCACCGCCAAGAUCCUGGACGUGGAGAGAUUCACCUCGGCUCAAGAUCGUUUCAAUGUGACCACACAGAGGAGCGUCAGUAAGUCGAUGCCGGCCGUUUACAAGAUCGAGCUGAAACAUGGAGAGUUCACCUGGACCAUCAAAAAGAAAGAGAAGCACUUUAUGGACCUGCACCGAGAGCUGCGCACCUACAAGACCUUCAUGAGGAUCCCACUGCCCCGGAGUCACACAGUGAGAACUCCCACGACUCGAAAUGAGGUGAGACGGAUGCCUGAGCUGCCCCGGGGCGGAGAGGAGCUGGAGAGAGAGGGGCAGGUCUCCAGCCGAAGGAAACAACUGGAGGAUUACUUGAACAACCUGCUGAAGAUGUCCAUGUACAGAAACUACCACGCCACCAUGGAGUUCAUUGAAGUGAGUCAGCUCUCGUUCAUCCACGACCUCGGACCCAAAGGCCUUGAAGGCAUGGUGCUCAAGAGGUCUGGAGGACACAGGAUCCCAGGACUGAACUGCUGCGGACGGAGUAAAAUGUGCUACCGCUGGUCCAAACGGUGGCUGGUGGUGAAAGACUCAUUCCUUCUGUACAUGAAGCCGGACUCUGGGGCCAUCUCGUUCGUGAUGCUCGUGGACAAAGAGUUCAACAUCAAAAUGGACUCAAAAGACACGGAGACCAGACACGGGAUCCGGGUGGACAGCCUCUCCAGGAGCCUGGUGCUGAAGUGCAACAGUUACCGUCACGCUCGCUGGUGGGGUCAGUCCAUCGAAGGAUUCGUCAAAAAACACGGAGCUGCUUUUCUCACAGAUCACAGGUUCGGAUCGUUCGCCAGAGAAGAGGAGCACAUCCCAGCCAAAUGGUACGUGAACGGUAAAACGUACAUGGAGGAUGUUGCAGACGCCAUGGAGGAGGCCAAAGAGGAGAUCUUCAUCACAGACUGGUGGUUGAGUCCAGAGAUUUUCCUGAAGAGGCCCGUCGUCGAGGGCAACCGCUGGCGCCUGGACUGUAUCCUCAGACGGAAAGCUCAACAAGGAGUGAAGAUCUUCGUGAUGUUGUACAAAGAGGUGGAGAUGGCUCUGGGCAUAAACUCACAGUACAGUAAAAGGACUCUCGUGAGGCUCCAUCCAAACAUCAAGGUGAUCAGACACCCAGACCACGUCUCCUCGGCCGUGUACCUCUGGGCUCAUCAUGAGAAGAUCAUCGUGAUAGACCAGUCUGUGGCCUUCGUGGGGGGCAUAGAUUUGGCGUACGGGCGCUGGGACGACACCGAGCACAGACUCACUGAUGUGGGCAGCGUCACCCUCUCGCACAUAGACCAGGCUGCGGCGGCGACUGCUCUUUCGUCCACGGGAGACGCCGCGGCUCACAGUAACGGCAGAGGGAUCUUCACGGUGGACUCGGCGGACCAGCCCAAACUGAAGGGACAGGGGAGACACCGAAGAACCCGCUUCAGCAUCAGGAAACAUCUGCAGAAACACGGAUUCACCCACAGAGACCGAGACAGCGACAGCGACACGGACUCAGACGUAGAGCCAGAGAGGAGUAACUCGGUACGGAGUCUUCAGACAGGAGUUGGAGAGCUGUUUGGAAACACCAGAUUUUGGCACGGAAAAGAUUACUGCAACUUCGUCUACAAAGACUGGAUCCAACUGGACAAGCCCUUUGACGACUUUAUUGACAGACACACGACUCCCAGAAUGCCGUGGCACGACAUCGCGUCUGUGGUUCACGGGAAAGCGGCGCGAGACGUGGCCCGACAUUUUAUCCAACGCUGGAACUUCACCAAGUUGGUGAAGCCUAAGUACAGGUCGUAUCCGUGUUUGCUUCCAAAGUCGCAUGUGACGGCGGGAGAACUGCGCUACCAGGUCCCCAACUGUGUGAACGCCAAAGUGCAGAUCCUGCGGUCGGCUGCAGACUGGUCGGCUGGAAUCAAAUAUCACGAAGAGUCGAUCCAUAACGCCUACGUCCACACCAUCAAGAACAGCCAACACUUCGUCUACGUCGAGAACCAGUUCUUCAUCAGCUGUGCAGACAACAGACACGUGUUCAACAAAAUCGGAGACGCCAUCGCCGAGCGCAUCAUCAAAGCUUACAGAGAAAAGAAGAAAUACCGCGUUUACAUCGUGACUCCUCUGCUUCCCGGAUUUGAGGGCGACAUCAGCACCGGAGGAGGAAGCGCCAUCCAGGCCAUCAUGCACUUCAACUACAGAACGAUGAACAGAGGAGACCACUCUAUCAUUUCACAGCUGAAGAGAGAGAUGGGAGAUAACUGGAUGAACUACAUUUCCAUCGCGGGGCUCAGGACUCACGCCGACCUCGAGGGGAAACUGGUGACGGAGCUCAUUUACGUCCACAGCAAAAUGCUCAUCGCCGACGACAACACGGUCAUCAUCGGCUCGGCGAACAUAAACGACAGGAGCAUGUUGGGUAAACGGGACAGUGAGGUGGCGGUGAUCGUGGAGGACUCGGAGACGACGGAUUCUGUGAUGGACGGAGCGCCGUAUCAGGCCGGGAAGUACGCCCUGUCCCUCAGACUGGAGUGCUUCAGGACGAUUCUUGGAGCGAACGCUGACUCGUCCAUCGAUGUUUCAGACCCGAUCAGUGACACAUUUUAUAAAGAAGUCUGGAUGUCCAUCUGCGCCCGCAACGCCACCAUCUACCAGAAGGUUUUCCGCUGCCUGCCGUCCAGCGAUGUCCGCAGCAUCACGGAGCUGGAGAGUUUUCUGUCCAAACCCGGUCUGGAGAAAGAGGACCCGACCCGAGCGCGCGAGGAGCUGAAGAAGAUCAGAGGGUUUGCGGUUCAGUUCCCGCUGCAGUUUCUGGCUGAACAGAACCUGCUCCCUCCCAUCGGGUCCAAGGAGGCCAUGGUGCCGAUGGAAGUCUGGACAUGAGAGAAAGAGGAGAAAUAAAAGAGCAAGAAUAGAAGAGAAAAAAAAAGAGGAAAUAAAGAAGAUUCAGACAAUGUGGCGCCAUCUGGAGGAGGAAGGGGGAAAGUGCAUGUCCAGGGAUCUGCUGCAAAUGAAUAAUAAUAAUAAUAAAUAAUAAUAAUAAAAUAAAUAAUAAUAAUAAUAAUAAGGCAUUAAUUAGACCUUCUCUUAUCUUUUUGUUGAAAGUCAAACACUUUAACUGGGCCAUGAACGCCCCUGAUCCUGAAAAUGUGCGGUUUAAAUCCAUUUUGUUUCUUUUUUUCAAGUCUUAAAACUUUUUUGACAGUGUUCUCUAAUGUGUACACUGUGUCUCCAUGGUAACGUGGUAACAUUCCACCAUAGAGGUAUAUGUAGAACACCCCCAGCACGAUGUCACUGCAAACUAUCAACAUGUUCUUUUUUCCAGAUGCUCAGAGUCACUUGACAACCCUACGCAUUAUUUAUUCACUACAGACUUUGUGGUGGUGAGGUGCUGUUGUGGCCACAGCUGCCCUGGGGCGCACUGAUGAAUGAGAGACUGUUUAUCUGCACCAUCGGGCACUAAUUUAACUAGUGAGCUGUCUAGUCUUUAUGUGUUAAAUAGGCUCUAUUCAAAUAGGCUCUAUUCACGCUCACAUCACAAACCAGGAAGACGUUUGGAAACAUGUGGUGACAAUUUCCAUCGGUCUUUGUUUGUGGUAGUACUGUAUUUUUCAAACUAUAAGUUGCCCUUUUUUGGGUGAAUUUAUUUUAUAAAAUCGGAGACCAGGAUCUGAUAUUUCAUCUCGAAAGGCAAGUUAUAGUAAAAACAAUAAAACAGAGAACAACAGACCGUUAACGUCACAUAUGAACAGUUCUUCAGAUAAUUAUAGCAUAAACAACAGAACAGAACAAGUUUAACAAACUCUCCAUCUCACUCCAAAUCACUAAAUCCACUGAAUUCUUCAUCCUCGGUGUCACUUCUGAGCAACUCCACGACCUCCGGAGGUAAACAGAGCGUCGCUUCCUCUUCUGUGCAUCUGUCAUCAGACUCAGAAUCAGUUCCAGUUAGAAUUAUUCCGAUCUUUCUGAAUCCCGACAGGAUGGUUUCAGUGUCACUGAAGUCCAGGCUUUGUCCAUCCAUCCAGUGACUUCCAGGAAAGUUGCAUGUUGCACCCUCCUAGUUACCGAGAAACUGUGUUUUCCAUUCCGCCUUUCGUCAGUCUCGUAAAUACGGGACCGUAAAUACCGUAGGUCUGAUAAAAUCUAGGCAAAUGAGAAAACAUGAAAUUGUAGCGUUCCGUUAUGUUCGGCUUAUCGACAAUUACAGCCAUACCUCAGUUUUCAUGAUUUCUCCACUGACACACAACUCCGAUCCCACUGGGAAUAUGCGAUUAGAAGAGACCAGUGUCGGGAACUGCACCGGAAGUUGUCAUUGCAUGUUUCCAAAAGUCUUCCUGGUUUGUGUCGUAACGUGUGACAGCUCAAGAUUCUGAAAUUAUUUUUCACGAAAGCUUCAGAAAGCGACGUUAUUUACCACUCAGUUUCUGCUCACUUUUCUUUCCUCACUGAUAAACCCCACCCACUGAGGAGAAGGGACCAAUCGGCUUCCUCUAUCUCCCCUCAGUCGAUGUGAUUGACCGCUGAGGAUUCAAGGAGACAAGUGAGCAGAAACGGGACGCAGCCAUGAACGUGCACUUCCUCCGUUUGAUUUUUCUAAGAUGGCGCCACAUCACAUGAGUUUUCCUACGCCAAUAAACACUUGAGAAGCCUGAAGACAAAAAAAAAAUCCAACUCCAGGGGGCGCAGUCGAGUCGGAUUCGUUAAGAAACAAUGAAGGAAACACUAUGCAACGUGGGUGCAGUGAACGCAGCCCCGUCAAGAGACACUAAAGUGCGUUUGAAGCCUUGUUUUUUUUGUUGUUUUUUGUUUUUUUGACAAAGUGCCAAAGACUUUUCCCACUUCGUGUCACUGUGGAUCUAAGCCUGAAGUGGCCUGUUUGAGACUCACUCCAAACCAGUUUCUGUUUACACUGCGCUACGUUCAAGGACGGAGCAAACGUGGGAAAUUUAAGAUAUUCCUCUUUCAGCACUCCUUAAUUUAAGUGUUUGUUUUCGGUGGGAGCGUUCGUAUUUAAACACAUGUCACAACUGGGGCUAAACCUGGACCAGACGAGGACUAAAACGGGACUAGACGAGGACUAAAACAGGACUACUGGAGACCAUGACUAAACCAGGAUUAGACCAGGACUAGACAAGGACAAAACCAGGACUAGACCAAGACUAAACGAGGACUGGACUAGGAUGCAACGAGGACUAGACCAGCACUAAACAAGGCCUAGACGAGAAAUAACACAGGACUAGACAAGGACCAAACCACGAUUAGACCAUGACUAAACCAGGACUGGACUAGGAUGCAACCAGGACUAGAUAAGGACUAAACUAGGUCUAGGCAAGGACUAAAUCAGGACUAGACCAAGACUAAACCAGAAUUAGACCAAGACUAGACAAAGAUCAAGCCAAGACUAGACCAAGACUAGGAUGCAACCCAAACUAGACCAGGACUAGACCAGGACUAGACCAGGACUAGACCAGGACAAAAUUGGAACUAAAUAAGGACUAGACUAGGACACAACCAGGACUAGACCAGGAUUAGACAAUGAUUUAACCAGGAAUAGACGAGGACUGCAUCAGGAUUAGAUCAGGACUAAACAAUGACUAAAAUAGGACUAAAUCAGGACUAGACAAGAAAUAAAACAGGACUAGGCCAAGAUUAAACCAGGACUAGACCAGGAUGCAACCAGCACUAGACAAGGACUAAACCAGCACUAGACAAGAAAUAAAACAGGACUACGCCAAGACUAAAUCAGGAGUAAAUCAGGACAAGACCAGGACUAAACCAGGACAAGACUAUUUCUAGACCAUGACUAAACCAGGUCUAAACUAGAACUAAACCAGGACUACACAAUGAUUAAACCAAGACUAGAACAGGACUAAACCAGGAUUAAAACAGAACCCAACCGAGGACCAAACCAGGACUAAAUCAGGACUAAACCGGGCUCUAAGUAGGACCAGACCAGGACCAAACCAGGACCAAACCAGGACUGAGUGUGAACGCUCCCUUUGUUACGUUUCUGUCCUUUUUUCUGUUUUCAGCACAAAAUUAUGUGAAUUAUGAAACUGAUUUAUUGGAAAUUGCCUUACACAAAUUACAAAGCAGCUUCCUCCUUUUUUCCUUAAAGCCACACUAUGUAACUUUACCUGUGGGGCGGCCGCUACCAUGGAGAUGUUAUGGCUUUGCCCAGAAUGUUCCACAGUUUAGUUUCACACUUAUCUAACAUGCAUUUAUUUAAUUAUAGAGUUUUUUAUCGCUUAAAAAUGACUUGAAAAACACACAUUCUUAUCCCCGCUCCACAAACCUGACCUGUAACCUGUCGUCUCUAUGGAGAUGAGGUUAAAGGCAUACUGCGGAACAUUCCAGACAAAGCAAUAAUAUGUCCACGGAAAGAAACAGGUGGCCGUCGUGUCUUCCAUAAAACAAAAUUUGAUCUUGAGUCGAAAAAUGUUUUAAAACGGUAAAAGUAUGAACUCACAAAGUGCACGAAUUACAGCUGAAACUUCAUCGUGGUAUUUACAGAAAAGGCCUUUACAAAUGUGUUACGAAGUGUCAUUACGAAAAAAAAAAAAGAACAAGUGUCUAAAUAAAUCCUCAAAGUGGGACCGUCUCUGCGAAAAGAGACGCAUGAUCACAUGACUCUGACGCUCCUCUAGAGGUGGGAGAGGCACAGCAAAAAAGAUUAUAUCGUUCAUGUAGUUUUGGAGAUUAGAAAAAUUUAGAAAUAGAGUUAAAAAAAAUGACAAAUUAAAGGAUUCACGCUUAACUUUAAAUCUUAAACAAGGCCUAACCGUGUUCUAGAGCUGCUCGAUCAUGGAAAAAAAUCACGAUUAUUUUGGUCAAUAUUGAAAUCAUGAUUAUUCAACGAUAAUUUUUUGUUACAUUAUGCAUUUAUUUGGCAUUUCUCUCUCAAAAAAACACCCAAAACUUCCAAAUUGAACAUAAAUAUAGGCUACAAGUAUGAACCUUAGAGCAGUUUUGCGAUGUAUGAAACAAAAAAUGAGUAAAAUAUACUUUGAACAUGAAAUAAGGCGCAGAAAAACAUAAAUACACUGCAAAAAACAAAAUCUAGUCAAGAUAAAAUGACUUAAAUUAAGAAAGUUUUAUCAUGAUUUGAGUAAAUUUCACUUGACAAGUAAAAUUAUCUGCCAGUGGAACAAGACUUUUUGUACUUAAAAUAUGAAAAUACAUCUUAAUUAUAUAAAUAAUAAUAAAAUAAUAAAAACGACAACUUUUUGCACUUAAAAUAAGUGUUGCUUGAAUAAAUUUUACUUAUCAAGCUGAAUCGACUCAAAUAAAGUCAAAUAUUCUUAAUUUAAGUCAUUUUAACUUACCUAGAUGUUGUUUUUUUCCAGUGUGUAUCCAAAAUAAACUAUAUAUCCAGCUCUCUAUAUUAAAAAAAUUAUAAUAAAUAUACUUAUUUAUAUGAAAAAUAUCUCCAAAUAAACUUUGUUAAGCUUUAUUGUUUCAACUCAAUUAUAUUAUAUAUUAAAAUUCGAUUAAUUGCACAGCCUACAAUUGUAAUGCUGAUUUAUUCUUGGUUUCAAAAACAUUGGAGAUGCUCUCCAAGUUGUUUAUGUUACAAUUUGGUGUUUUGGUUCUCAGGAUAAUUAUCCAAUCAGAAAGCAGAAGUCUCACACAAGUUUCUCAUUUGGGUCACCAGUUUCAAUUCUGAAAUCCAGAUGAUUUAAACCUAAAAAAAAAAAACCUCACUCUGAUCUGAAUCUUAGCCAGGUUCAGUUAUGAUCGAAGUAUGUCUACAUAAAUAGGCCCUAUAGAUUAAAAAUAAAACAAACUUGCAUUGUAAUCUUUCAAAUAAUGGUGUAAAGUUGGGAUGUAACGAUAUUCAAACCUCUCGAUAUGAUAUUUUCACGAUAUACAUCCCACGAUACGAUAUUUAUUGCAAAACGAAAUUAUGAAAAUGCCUUGGCAAGACUCCAGUUCUGUCAUAAACUGCAGAAUUAAGAAUUAAAUGUGCUUAAAAAUGUAGAUUCGUAUUAUUAUUUGUAUUAGUUUUCAUGUAGUCUUCACUGUAAUGGAGCAAAAGGUCAUGAUCUCCAUCCAUGAAACAAAAACAUGACUGAUAUAUUCAUUUUUUUGUCUGUAUCUCCCCCUCACCUCUAUUACCAUGAGUUAUUUUAUACGACUUGAUCACUUUACUUGUGUCUUUAAAGGUGCACUGUGUAACUUUUUGGUUGGGGGUUCGUCCCCUGCUUGUUUCUAUGGAUAUCUAAACCAAGACUAAACCAGGACUUAACCAGGACUAAACCAGGUCUAUACCAGGUCUGAACCAGGUCUAAAACCAGGACUAAAACAUGAUUUAAUCAGGACUAAAACCAGUACUAAACCAAACUAAAACCAGGACUAAAACCAGUACUAAACCAAACUAAAACCAGGACUAAAACCAGUACUAAACCAGGACUAAAACCAGGACUAAAACCAGGUCUGAACCAGAACUAAAAUCGGGACUAAACCAGAACCACACCAGGUCUAAUCCAGGUCUAAACCAGGACUAAAACCAGGACUAAAACCAGGUCUGAACCAGAACUAAAAUCAGGACUAAACCAGGACCCCACCAGGUGUAAACCAGGACUAAACCAGGACUAAACCAGGACUAAACCAGGACUAAACCUGGACUAAACCUGGACUAAACCUGGACUAAACCUGGACUAAACCUGGACUAAACCAGGACUAAACCAGGACUAAACCAAGCCACGCCACCGCAGCCCCUGGUCCUCGAAAUACUGUUGGACAUAAAACUGGUCCGUGGAGCUGAAAAUAUUGAGGACCACUGAUUUAACGAACCCUCCGACAGAAAAGUUACACAGCGCAGCUUUAAGUGACAUGUCUUUAUCUGUUAAAUAGAUAAAUGUCCGUCCCUUUUCUCCUUAAACGCACCAUUAUUUAUGCUUCGCUUACUUCCGUUUACGUUGCUUUAUGUUGUAUUUUUGUUUUUCAAGCUGCUUCGUUGUUUUGUCUUAAAAUAAUGUGAUGAAGAGUUUUGGAAUCAUUUGUUUACACUGAAUGAUCUGCUGAAGGCUGAGGACCAUAGUCAUUAAAUCUUGGGUAAUUUUUUAUUUUGUGUCACAUUUUAUUUAUGUUUAUGUUAUUUUUUCAUCAUUGUUUACUUAUUAUAAAAUUAUUUUGUUGGGUUAAAGUC
Molecule: messenger RNA, 9525 nt
Organism: Boleophthalmus pectinirostris (great blue-spotted mudskipper)
Lineage: Eukaryota; Metazoa; Chordata; Actinopteri; Gobiiformes; Gobiidae
Gene: pld1b
Product: phospholipase D1b
Exons: 26
Coding region: 168-3257 (1029 amino acids)
Biological process (GO): intracellular signal transduction; phosphatidic acid biosynthetic process; regulation of microvillus assembly
Molecular function (GO): phosphatidylinositol binding; D-type glycerophospholipase activity
Source: RefSeq, a predicted model, not a curated record